Molecule: messenger RNA, 657 nt
Organism: Magallana angulata
Lineage: Eukaryota; Metazoa; Mollusca; Bivalvia; Ostreida; Ostreidae
Product: 60S ribosomal protein L18-like
Exons: 6
Coding region: 210-620 (136 amino acids)
Biological process (GO): translation
Cellular component (GO): cytosolic large ribosomal subunit; ribosome
Molecular function (GO): structural constituent of ribosome; RNA binding
Source: RefSeq, a predicted model, not a curated record
AUUUGCAAUAAAUUGAGAUGAAAAAUUACUUUUUUCUUGAUAUUUGUGUUUUAUAGGGCAUUGACAUCUGCCAUAAAAACAAGAGGAAGGUGGUUCGGAAGGAACCAAGAAGCCAAGACAUCUAUCUUCGGCUUCUUGUUAAGUUGUACAGGUUCCUAGCUAGAAGAACUAAUGCCAAGUUCAACAAGAUUAUCCUGAAGCGUCUGUUUAUGAGCAAGACCAACAGACCACCUCUGUCCGUUGCCAGACUGGUUCGUCUGAUGAAGAGAACAGGCAGAGACAACAAAACUGCUGUGGUUGUUGGCACUGUGACUGAUGAUCUUCGACUUUUAGACGUUCCCAAGCUUAAGUUGUGUGCUCUCAAUGUGACAGAGAGAGCCAGGGCUCGUAUCCUGAAGUCUGGGGGACAGAUCAUCACUUUUGAUCAGCUGGCUCUCAAGUCUCCCAAAGGACAAAAUACAGUGCUGAUGCAAGGACCCAGAAAGUCGCGCAAGGCCUUCAGACACUUUGGAAGAGCACCUGGUGUUCCACACAGUAGUACUGCACCAUACGUGCGCUCCAAGGGAAGGAAGUUUGAGAAGGGAAGAGGAAGGAGAGCAAGCAGAGGUUACAAGGUGUAAUAUGUCCGACUCGUACAAUAAAGAGUAUGCCAGUCAA